AUGUGUCCCAUGGCCAUACCCAAUUAUUAAUGAAGAUUUGCCAUUGCACCAGAUUAUUCUAAUCUUUUCUCUUCAAUGAGAAUUUAUCUACUAUUCUAUGGUGUUUAAUGUUUAUUAUAUAAUUUUUAAUAUUUAGACAUAUAGUAUCCAAUAGCUGUAACAAUGUUUAUUUAUUAUUUUAUCACGUGGAAAUAUUGAGUACAGAAAUGUAUAGUUUUAUAUUUUUAAAUAUAUAAUUCGCGUUUUUUAAUAUAAUACACUGUUAAAUAGUGACAAUUAUCAAAAUCAAUGCAUGACUGCUUAUAAUUUAAAAUGACUCGGAUUAUAAAAGAUGUACAAAAAAUGAAGAAGAAAAAGAAAAAAAUCAAGCAGUUAACUAAAAAUGAAAUUUUAUCUAAUUAUUCUGCGGACAAUGCAUUGAAACAUAAUACUCAGCUAAUCACCACAUCACCAAAAAAAAUCACAGCAUCCUGUGACGAAUAUUUGAAUUUUGACAAAACAGGAGGUACCGAUUUACUGAAAGAUGAAUUUUCAACUCAUAUUUCUAUUGCAAAUGUUUCAGAAGUAGAAAAAGGAUUGACAUUAAAAAGAAAAUUAAAAGAAAAAAAGAAGAAUAAAAUGGGAGAUAAAAAGAAAAUAAAAAAUAAUAAAAAAAAUAAAAAAAUAAAAGCUUCAUUAAAGACAAAUAAGUUUUAUACUGAGACGUGUGAUGAAAUUAACAAGAAUUUAAGUAAAGACAUAAUAGGCGCUACCAAUUUAACCAAAGAUGAAUUGACAACUUGUAUUUCUAUUUCUAAUGUUUCAGAAAGAGGUAACAUACAAUUAACAUUAAAAAAACAUAAGAAAAAAAUGAGAGAUAAAAAAAAGGUACACGAUAAUAAUAAUUUUGACAACAAUAAAGCUUUAUCAAAGACAGAAACAAAUCAAAAUACUCUAUCAAACGAAGACUGUAAAGUGGAUUUUCAUUUGAAUGAAUUCAAGAAAAAAGCUAAUAAAGAUAAAACUGUUACUAACAUUAAUACAAAUAUUAAUUCUAUAAAUGAAGAGGAGUAUACAAGGUUGAAAAGGAUAAUAAAAAAAAUUAAAAAGGAAAAAAAAAAGAAAAAAAAUCUACAGGUUCAACUUAUAAAUAAUUUAGAAAAUGAAAAUGACGCAAUUCAUUCAAAGAAGAGAGUUCAAAGUAAAAAAAAUAUGUGCUCUAAAAUGCUUUUGGAUUUAAAUGAACCCUUCCAAAAAAAUCUCAAUUAUUUGGCUGAUACUUCCUUGUGUACAGACUAUGGUAAUGCUUUAUUAAAAAGUCAAUCAAAAAAAAUCAAAAAAAAAUUUAAAAAAUCUAAGAUUGCAACUAAAGAAGAAACUGAGACGUCAAAAGAUAAAACUAAACAUAAAAAUCAUAAAAAAAUGAAAUACUUGAAUAAAGUAAUAACUGAAGAUUAUUCAAAAGAAAUAAACAUGGAUACUGCUAUAAUCAACAAUACUUAUAAUUCAAGAAUUUCAAAAAUUCACGAGAAUCCGCCCAAAAUAUUACAAAAAUUAUUAAAGAGGAAGAAGAAGAAAGCUUUAAAGGUCACGGAUUAUGCAGAAACAAUGUCACAGAAAAAAUCGAACAAACAUAAAGGACAGACGUUUGAUAAGGAAUAUUCGGAAAACAAUUACACUUGCUCAAUGGACAUGGAUAAGGAGACAUACAAUAGUAACGUUCAUGAUGUAAGUGAAAACAGCAAAAGAAAUCUUGAAAUUGUCGUUACUGGGGACAAUCACACAUUAAAAUAUCGCUCCAUAACCAACACAGAUUUGUAUUUCAGUCCAUAUUAUAGUAAAGAGUUAAAGAAUACUAACAGCGUACACAGUCACGAAAAUGUUCAUAUUAGAAAACUACCUCUUGUGUGCAACGUUUGCUUUAAAACAUUUAUCAGCAAAUCUAAAUUAAGUAUACAUAAAAGAACGCACACCGGUGAAAAACCAUAUGCGUGCAAUGUUUGUGGACGAUCAUUUGCAAAAAAUUCAUCUUUGGUUGUUCAUUAUAGAACUCACACCGGUGAAAAACCAUAUGCGUGCGAAGUUUGCGGACGAUCAUUUACGAUACAUAAAACUUUGGCUGAACACAAAAGAACGCACACCGGUGAAAAACCAUAUGCGUGUAACGUUUGUGGACGAUCAUUUACGAUACAUAAAACUUUGGCUGAACACAAAAGAACGCACACCGGUGAAAAACCAUAUGCGUGCGAAGUUUGCGGACGAUCAUUUACGAUACAUAAAACUUUGGUUGUACACAAAAGAACGCACACCGGUGAAAAACCAUACGCGUGCGAAGUUUGCGGACGAUCAUUUACGAUACAUAAAACUUUGGCUGAACACAAAAGAACGCACACCGGUGAAAAACCAUAUGCGUGCGAAGUUUGCGGACGAUCAUUUACGAUACAUAAAACUUUGGCUGAUCACAAAAGAACGCACACCGGUGAAAAACCAUAUGCGUGCGAAGUUUGCGGACGAUCAUUUACGAUACAUAAAACUUUGGCUGAUCACAAAAGAACGCACACCGGUGAAAAACCAUAUGCAUGUGGCCAUUGUGAAAAAAAGUUCUCAAGAAGCUCUAAUUGUCGAAGACAUACACGAAUAAUGCAUAUCCAAUGUUUUUAAAUUCGUUACUAUUAUUAAUUUUGUAUGACGUUUGUUGGUCCAUGCAAAUGAUUACUGAGUAUGGUACGAAAUUUCAAAACGUACACUAGAUAGUAAUCGUACGACGUAUACCAAUGAUACGCUGAAAAUGAACUACGAAUAUUUUUUGACUUGUUACAAAUAUGAAUAUAAUUGUCAUAGACAAAAACUUGAUGAUAUCAUUUAUGGACAUUUAUGCGCUCCAUACACAAUAUAGUAUCAAUAAAAAUGUUCUCUAUUCCAGAAGGCGUUUGUAAUUAAGCAGAUUGCGGUAUGACUGAAAUUAGAAAAUAAUAUUAUGAACGUACUUGCUAUAACAAUACUACGAGUAUUAUUCAUUU
This is a messenger RNA of Rhopalosiphum padi (bird cherry-oat aphid), 2999 nucleotides long. Its product is annotated as zinc finger protein 716-like. Gene Ontology annotation, molecular function: DNA-binding transcription factor activity, RNA polymerase II-specific; RNA polymerase II cis-regulatory region sequence-specific DNA binding. NCBI's taxonomy places the organism in Eukaryota, Metazoa, Arthropoda, Insecta, Hemiptera, Aphididae. Gene Ontology annotation, biological process: regulation of transcription by RNA polymerase II. The transcript has 19 exons. The record is from RefSeq and is a predicted model, not a curated record. Gene Ontology annotation, cellular component: transcription regulator complex; nucleus; PcG protein complex. Bases 313 to 2640 code for a protein of 775 amino acids.